Molecule: messenger RNA, 2100 nt
Organism: Penicillium antarcticum
Lineage: Eukaryota; Fungi; Ascomycota; Eurotiomycetes; Eurotiales; Aspergillaceae
Product: Zn(II)2Cys6 transcription factor
Exons: 3
Coding region: 1-2100 (699 amino acids)
Biological process (GO): DNA-templated transcription; positive regulation of transcription by RNA polymerase II
Molecular function (GO): zinc ion binding; DNA-binding transcription factor activity, RNA polymerase II-specific; sequence-specific DNA binding
Source: RefSeq, a predicted model, not a curated record
AUGGACUCUCCACGCAGGUCCCGGAACCGCGCCGCGUGUCGCCGUUGCCAGAGACGGAAAAUCCGAUGCGACGGAGAGCUUCCACAAUGUUCAUCAUGUCAAAAGAACGGCGUCGAGUGUGUUAAUGAUGGAAAGCAGGAAGUCAACCGCACCUACAUCGCGAAUCUGCAAAAGCGAAUACAGUGGCUAGAAUCCUUGGUCAAGGAACAGGACUCCAGCAUUCGACUUGAAGAUGGACCGGGACUAGAUAAAACAGCGAUCUCACUGCUUGAUCAUACAGAUGGACCGACACAGCUUGAGCAUGCUGUUCCCGAGGCCGUUCACAGCCAACGAUCAGCAAGUCUCUCAAACCACGGGCAACCUUUGAGGCCAAACGAUCUCCAGCCAUCUGGCACACAAUCAAGACCAGCGCACGAAAUAGGCCUCGUAUCUCUUUCCUCAGGAGGUGAGCCUAGAUACAUCGGUCCUUCCAGCGGCUACUUUUUGGCAAAUCUCGUAUUCUCCAGCGCUGGUCGGCGGACCGCACCACCGGGAAAUAAUGGUAGUCUCAACCAGCCAAUGUCGCUAUCAAGCGAGUUUUUCAACAAUCCGGCUCUACUGCCACACCGCAAGGAAGAUGCUAUCGAGCUUUCCUCGAAGUAUUUUGCUUCCAUGCAUCUGAUUUAUCCAUUUCUUCACGAACCCUCACACAUGGGACGUCUGGAGAAGCUGUACACCAAUCGAACAGCAACACCAGAUCCAGUGGACGCAUUCCAAGUAUUCAUGGUUCUCGCCAUAUCUGCCUCCGACCUUUCCAGGCGGUUCAGACUUCCUCUCCCUGCCGAGGGAUACUACACGGCAGCUACAAAGCAUUUCGACCGUGCAUGUGUUGAAGGCACCCUGGAAGGGCUGCAGAGCUUGUUGUUGCUAAUGGUUUAUGGGCUACACAAUCCAUCCUGUGACAUUAAUGUUUGGAGCUUGAACUAUCAAUGUUUGGGUGCGCUCAUUGAUUUGGGCCUUCAACGUGACGUCCGCGCGUCAUCGACAUUUCCCAUAUCUUUUCUGGAGCAAGAGAUGAGGACUCGAAUUUUCUGGGUGGUCUAUAGUUUUGAUCGUACAUUGGGAACAAUGAUGGGCCGACCGAUCGGAGUGCGAGACGAAGCCUGCGAACUUCGGCUUCCUCUAGAUAUCUCUGAUAUGCAGCUCGCCGAACAAGUCACCCAAGAAAGGUCACAACAAGAACCACCAUCUCACAUGACGUUCUCCAUUCAUCUAUUCAAACUCGCACGAAUCAAUUCUGAAAUCAAAUAUGUCAUGCACAGCAUCUGCAGAGAUGCCCCUCGAUAUGCCUACCCACCGAUCACCGAUAUUCAUCUGUGGCAACAGGAGAUGGUCGGCCGUCUCCAGUCAUGGCAUGCGGAGAUUCCCAGUGCAUCUGGGCUGGAAGCAUUAGCCAAGAUCUGCGAAACGAAAUAUCAUGAAAUGAUAAUCCUGAUUCUGAGACCCAGUCCCGGUAUCCCUGAGCCAGCAGACGAUAUGCUCACGCAAUGUUCUCGGCAUUCUGUGGAUCUACUCCAUGGCUUUGGUGAGCUAUAUCGACAGGAGGCACUAUUGUAUAGCAGAUUCAUUAUUCACUCGAUAUUUUUGAGCACACUUAUCAUGCUUCAUUGUGUGUGGAGACUUCCUGCUGUUGCCUCUGAAGUGCAGAUUGAUGAACUUGUGGCUGAUACUUGUAUCAGCUUGAAUAUCCUCAGCAGCAUUGGAGAAUACUGGACCGAGGCUAAGCGGGCAAGGGAUUGUAUCCACGAGCUAUCUGGAGCAACAGUCCAGAGAUUGCUUAAAGCCCGAAGCCUAGAGGCCCCUUAUACCCCUCUCCCGCAAAAUGGGGGCCGUGGUCCUUCCGGUAGAGGACGACGAUUACAAAAUACAACUGAAGCAUUCUCACUGCCCGACACGAGCAGUGAGAACUUGCCGACAAAUACCUUCAUGGAUGAUUACGACAUGAAUGUUGAUUCCACAAGCUGGUUACAUGACUCUGUCCCCGGAGGCUUUCUAGACAUUACCGGUGCACCGGACUUUGACUCGCUCAUGUGGGAGGUUUUCAACGCCACCUCAGCAUAA